This is a messenger RNA of Plenodomus lingam JN3, 2019 nucleotides long. RefSeq lists its product as uncharacterized. The record is from RefSeq and is a predicted model, not a curated record. Lineage: Eukaryota; Fungi; Ascomycota; Dothideomycetes; Pleosporales; Leptosphaeriaceae. Gene Ontology annotation, cellular component: plasma membrane. Gene Ontology annotation, molecular function: sucrose:proton symporter activity.
AUGUCUGCCCCACGGCUCGAUAGAGCGGGCUCGUCCUCUCCUCCAUCAGCACCAUCAGCACCAUCAUCCCCGCCUGCUUCGCCUCGCCCACCGAAGCUUGAUACAUCAACAACACCACGACCACGCCCUCGACCAAAACUCGUCUCUUUUGGUCGUGACUCGCUACUAGGCGGACGGCCCGACACCGAGGGACCCACACAUGUGCAGUUCAUACACGAGCGAUCGCCAGACAUCAUACCCACUCGCAUGUCUUCCGAGGUCGACCCACUGCUGAAAGAGGUGCUCUCGCCUAUCGGCAGCGACGAUGACUGGCAAGGCGAACAGCAGGUCGAGGAGACCAAGAGCAGUUGGUUUUUGUUUCUGCUCACCUUUGGCGGACUUGGUCUAUCGAUAGGAUGGUCAGUAGAGACUUCCAACGGUUCGCCCUAUCUACUCUCUCUCGGCUUGAGCAAGUCUAUGCUCGCUCUCGUCUGGAUUGCUGGCCCACUAUCAGGCGUCCUUGUACAGCCCUAUGUCGGUCUGAAGAGUGAUAAUUGCCGCCUACGAUGGGGCAAGAGGCGACCCUUCGUCCUCGGGGGCGCAGCAGCCACCAUAGUUUCCCUCAUGGUACUCGCCUGGGCGAGAGAGCUCAUGGGAGGCUUUCUGAGCCUCUUUGGAGCUGACCCAGAGGGACAAUUUGUCAAGACUUCCGUCAUGCUCUUCGCCGUCUUGUUCGUAUACGUGCUGGAUUUCGCUAUCAACGUCAUCCAAGCUGGUGUGCGAGCCUACAUCGUGGACGUGGCCCCUACUCACCAACAAGAGUCCGCCAAUGCCUGGCUGAUGCGAUCAUCCGGUAUUGGCAACAUUCUCGGCUACCUAGCCGGCUAUGUCAAGCUUCCAGAGUAUCUGCCAUGGCUCGGUGGCACCCAAUUCAAAGUGCUCUGUGCUAUUGCAUCUUUCAUCAUGGCCCUUACCGUCGGUAUCAGCUGUGCCUCCUGCGCAGAACGCGACCCCCAAUUUGACACUGCGCCCGCGGAUCAGCAAGACGGCGUCGUUGCUUUCUUCAAAGGACUUGCGCGUUCCGUCGUCAAACUUCCGGCCCAGAUCAAACGUGUCUGCGAAGUCCAAUUCUUUGCUUGGAUUGGCUGGUUCCCGUUUCUGUUCUACAUCACUACCUACGUUGGCGAGAUCUAUGCUGAUCCUUUCUUCGAGGAGAACCCACACAUGACUGACGAACAGAUUGAUCGAGUCUGGGAAGACGCCACAAGAAUCGGUACAAGAGCUCUUCUUCUCUUUGCCGUUACUACCUUCCUCGCUUCCGUAUUCUUACCCUUCGUCAUACCUCCGACCUUCCAAGCUCCUGAGCCCGAUCGACCAGUAACACCCGCAACCCCCAUGACACCAGCAACACCCCACUCCAUGGGAGGGUCUGGAUAUUUUGCCCUGAGUCACACACCAAAGGGUUCUCCGAAGACAUUCAUCGACAAGAUCUCCAAGUCCAUGGAGAUGCUGCAGAUCAAGUCACUGACACUUCGUCGCUCCUGGCUCAUCUCGCAUGUCCUCUUUGCUGUGCUCAUGGCACUCACAUUUGUCGUCCGUAGUACUUGGGGCGCAACUGCUCUUGUUGGUGCUAUUGGCAUUCCCUGGUGUGUCACAAAUUGGGCUCCCUUUGCCAUUAUUGCAUCCGAGAUUUCCAAGAGGGACGCCAUCCGCCGAGGCAUUAUUCGACCGCGCGAUCGCGAGUCUCAGCUCAUUGCUGCUGGUGAAGACGAUGGUUCCGGUGCAGACUCUGCGGGCGUGGUACUCGGCAUUCACAAUGUUGCCAUCGCUGCACCACAAGUCAUCGCGACUCUCGUCAGUGCAGUCAUGUUCAAGUUUCUGCAAAAGCCAAGAGGUACCGCGGGCGACGAUAGUGUGGCUUGGGUAUUGCGAUUUGGCGGCUUGUGCGCCAUUGUAGCUGCAUGGUUGACAUUGCGAGUCACCGAGGAGAAGGUUGAAGAGGAAGUAGAGGAGCCAUUCCGCAGAAGGCGGAUGUCCUAG